CGGGAACCAGGUGGCUUGCUCGCGCUUUGACUGCGAGGGUGGAUGCCGCGAGAGCCAGGCACCAGGUGAAAAAAACCGUGCACGCGUUAUGUUUUUCCCCACCCAAACUCUAUAGCAAAAAAACAUCAAGAGAAAAUCAAUUCAAUUGAUUGCAAUGCCUUGUUACCAUAACACGCGCCUCGGAUCCUCUGAAAAAUUACAAAGGGCGAAGGGAAAAUGACUGCCCAUUGAAUUGCAUAUAAAUUACAGCUGUGGGCUAUUUUUUGUUGUAGUUUUAUUUGCCUUUGAAAUGUGACCCCUCUUGUUGUGAGUGCACGUUUUUUUUUUCACCUGGUGCCAGACAUCCAGGCAUCCAGGCACCCCCAUGACAAAAUUAUUGGCACCGCAACAAAAGGUAGGGUGGAGGGACGCGAAGGUUCGAAGGACGCGAAGGUUCGAGGGACGCGAAGGUUCGAGGGUCGAUUUAACAGGGUUGGGAAAGGAUACGCCAGCCGGAUCUCUUGGAGAUUCCAGCCCAACGAAAAACAGUAUUGUGACUGUAAGGACGCUUUUCUGAAUCAAGGAAAUCGCAUACAGAUUGCACGCGUGUUUUACUAGGCGUUGAGAGCUUUUUAGGCAUCGUUUUGAGGCUUUGUUGUGACGUGGUUUGGAUUGAAAAUGGUGGUUUAGUGGGGAAAAAAUCGAAUUGCGGUGCCAAUAAUUUUGUCAUGGGGGUGCCAGGCAUCCGGGCACCCAACCCAAACAUCCAUCGGGACACUUUGCACGUGCUGCUGAUUUUCCAGGCAAAGAAGUCACGGACAGGGAACAGAAUCCAGCGGUGCAUCGAGUCACGAGGCUAUCCUCUGGAGGUCUCAGAAGCUCAUGCUCUUUACUACCUUUGUGCUGAAUCGCCCUCGCUGCAACGAUGGGAUUUGUGCAACCAGCGAGACGAGAUGGCGAGCUGGGGCAGCUCGAAAGGCGCUGUCAAGCACGGCAUUCAGUGCUCAUAAUACAUUCUGUUGAUUCGCUCAGGCGACCCAUCUGCGUCGUUACCCCGGCAGCCUGGUCGCUGAGGCCAGGCUAGGCCAAUCC
Gaeumannomyces tritici R3-111a-1 is the source of this 1071-nucleotide messenger RNA. RefSeq lists its product as hypothetical. The record is from RefSeq and is a predicted model, not a curated record. NCBI's taxonomy places the organism in Eukaryota, Fungi, Ascomycota, Sordariomycetes, Magnaporthales, Magnaporthaceae. Bases 708 to 989 code for a protein of 93 amino acids. The transcript has 3 exons.